UUGAAAGCAAGAGAGUAGAAAACAAUUCACAAUGGCAUCUGAGAUCAGCGAGGGUGCCAGAUCUGGAUCCACCAUCGCUGAAGCGAACGGGGAGAAGUCUCAGUCUCCAUCUCCGGCUCCGAUGGAGACAGCAGAGAGUCGGAAGAUCGCUCUGAUAACGGGAAUAACAGGACAGGACGGGUCGUACCUUACGGAGUUCUUGUUGGAAAAGGGUUACGAGGUGCACGGGCUGAUCCGGAGGUCUUCCAACUUCAACACGCAGCGGAUCAACCACAUCUACAUCGACCCUCACAACUCCCAGAAGGCACGCAUGAAACUCCAUUACGCCGAUCUCACUGACGCCUCCUCCCUCCGCCGCUGGCUCGAUAUUAUACUCCCCGACGAGGUCUACAAUCUCGCUGCCCAGUCCCACGUCGCCGUUUCCUUUGAGAUCCCUGACUACACCGCCGACGUCGUCGCUACUGGUGCUCUCCGCCUCCUCGAGGCCGUACGUUCCCAUAUCGCCGCCACCGGCCGAUCUCACAUCCGAUAUUACCAGGCCGGUUCCUCUGAGAUGUACGGCUCUAGCCCUCCUCCACAGUCUGAAUCAUCCCCUUUCCACCCGCGUUCCCCCUACGCCGUCUCCAAGUGCGCCGCCCAUUGGUACACCGUCAACUACCGCGAGGCGUACGGCAUCUUCGCCUGCAAUGGGAUCCUCUUCAACCACGAAUCCCCUCGUCGCGGAGAGAAUUUUGUCACCCGCAAGAUCACCCGUGCCGUCGGUCGGAUCAAGGUCGGUCUUCAGAACAAACUUUUCCUAGGCAAUCUGCAGGCUUCGAGGGACUGGGGUUUUGCUGGGGAUUACGUAGAGGCCAUGUGGAUGAUACUUCAGCAGGACAAACCAGAUGAUUAUGUGGUCGCUACCGAAGAGUCUCACUCCGUUGAGGAAUUCUUGGGGGUUGCAUUUGGGUAUGUCGGCUUGAAUUGGAGAGAUCAUGUGGUCAUCGAUAAACGAUAUUUCAGGCCCGCUGAGGUCGAUAACUUGAAGGGGGAUUCGAGUAAGGCGAGGAAGGAACUUGGAUGGAAACCCAAGGUUGGAUUUGAGAAAUUGGUGAAGAUGAUGGUUGAUGAGGAUAUUGAGUUGGCCAAGAGGGAGAAAGUACUUGUCGAUGCUGGUUAUAUGGAUGCACAGCAACAGCCAUAAUUGGAUCUGAUGAGAUUUGAUUUCCUUGUGUGUUUCAUUUUGUUCUUUAUCAUUUCUUCUUUAGAGGUUAUUUUAGAAUGAUAUCAGAAAUUCGUAAUUAGGGAAA
Telopea speciosissima is the source of this 1289-nucleotide messenger RNA. Its product is annotated as GDP-mannose 4,6 dehydratase 1-like. Lineage: Eukaryota; Viridiplantae; Streptophyta; Magnoliopsida; Proteales; Proteaceae. The coding region runs from base 32 to 1183 and encodes 383 amino acids. Gene Ontology annotation, biological process: GDP-mannose metabolic process. Gene Ontology annotation, molecular function: GDP-mannose 4,6-dehydratase activity. The record is from RefSeq and is a predicted model, not a curated record. The transcript has a single exon.